Molecule: messenger RNA, 693 nt
Organism: Boeremia exigua
Lineage: Eukaryota; Fungi; Ascomycota; Dothideomycetes; Pleosporales; Didymellaceae
Product: acetylxylan esterase precursor
Exons: 3
Coding region: 1-693 (230 amino acids)
Molecular function (GO): hydrolase activity
Source: RefSeq, a predicted model, not a curated record
AUGAAGUUCACCGUCGCCGCCGCCACUCUUACCGCCCUCGGCUUUGCCGCUGCCAACCCAGUCGAACUCGCUGAGAGGCAAGCCUGCCCCAAGGUCUACAUCUUCGGAGCUCGUGAGACGACUGUUCCUCAAAGCAAUGCUUAUGGAACCGCUGGCGGCCUCGUGAAUUCGGUCAAGGCUGCUUAUCCUGGCUCUAGCUCGGAGGCUAUUGUCUACCCAGCUUGCGGUGGCCAGGCAUCCUGCGGAGGUAUCAGCUACGACAACUCUGCCAGCCAGGGAACCGCUGCCGUCGUGAAGGCCGUCACAGCCUACAACCAGAAGUGCCCCAGCACACAGAUCGUCCUCAUCGGUUACUCUCAGGGUGGCCAAAUUAUGGACAACGCUCUUUGCGGUGGUGCUGGUGCCACUCUUACUGGCAACGCGUUGAAAGCCGUCAAGGCUGCUAUCUUCAUGGGCGACCCACACAACCGUGCUGGCCUCCCAUACAAUGUUGGCACAUGCACAACUCAAGGCUUCGCCGCCCGCCCCGCUGGCUUCCAGUGCUCACCUGCCAACACAAGCAUCAUCAAGUCGUACUGCGAUGCUGCUGACCCAUACUGCUGCACUGGUAACGAUGCCAACACUCACCAGCAGUACGUCAACAAGUAUGGUUCCCAGGCUUUGGCUUUCAUCAAGACCAAGGUUACCGCAUAA